This is a messenger RNA of Pelagomonas calceolata, 1362 nucleotides long. NCBI's taxonomy places the organism in Eukaryota, Pelagophyceae, Pelagomonadales, Pelagomonadaceae. The record is from the annotation of a GenBank genome assembly.
AGCUAACUCGCCUACUCGCCUUCUCCCAACUCGAGACCAGACUUAGGCAUAGCGUACCGACGCUUUUGCAGCACAAACAGGCUCAUGGCUCUCUAUCGGCUUGCCCAGGCCGCCGCCAAACGCUGGCCCACCGCUGUCGCACUCAGUAGCCAGACCGAGGCCCUCACGCUGGAUUUUGGCACACUGGAGCGCCGGGCGGCCGCGACGGCAGCCGUGCUGCAAAGCAAGGGCCUCGAGGCGGGCCAAGUCCUCGUCUCGGAUUUGCAAAACACGUCGCAGAACUUGGUUGUGCAGCUCGCGUGCUCGUCGCUCGGCGUCGCAUGCCUGUCCCGGCGUCCUGCGAGGGGCCGUCAAAAUGACGCGCGUACGCCAUCGACGCGAUACAUUGCCCACCCCGAAUCCCACGCAGAUGGCACGGCCAAGAACGACGCCGCGCUCGCCAAGCUGACGAGCACGCUGGACGUCGGCGGCAUCCUCUGCACCGACGCGCCGAACGACGGCCACGUGGCCCACGGCGUGUCGCUGAUCCUACCCGCGGCGGACCUGCACCAGGAGUCGAUGGGACGGGAGGGCGAGACUGUCUCUGGCGGCGCGCACGACAACCACGCGUUCUACAACUCGACGAGCCCUUUGACCAAUGAUACGAUCGACGAAUUGGCCGAGGACGCCGUGCGCCAUCUGGAGCUCACGCCGUCGGACACGGCGUGCGUGUCCAUCACGCUCUCGCACGCCUUCGGGAUUGGCUCGGCCGCGGCCGCGUGCCUAGCGAGCGGCGCGUCCAUUUCCCUGCCGAAUGUUGAUGGUUUGCACGGCUGCGGCGUGCCUUCCGAUAGAGCCGCGGCGACGUUGCUGGCCCUCGAGGACGGCGCCACGGUCUUAUACGCGGACACGCACACGCUCAAAGCUUUACCAGAGGAAGUCAACCUCCCGCAGCUACGCACCGGCGUCUGCAAGGUCAGCAGCGGCGCCGACUUCCUCGAGCGGUCCUCGAGCCUCGGCGCGACGGCGCUGUGGACGCUCGGCAAGCGGCAGGAGGACGAGCCUAUGUCUCGAACCGAUGCCUUGGACAAAGGUGCCGCGCGCAAGGCCUCACAUGAUGCGGGCGCCCGGUUAUCAGGUGUGGUGAAAUGGUUCGACCGCCCGAAGGGCUACGGCUUCAUCAGUCCCGCGACGGGUGGGAAGGACAUCUUCGUGCAUCAGACGCAGGUCCACGCGCCGGGCUUCCGGUCUCUCGCGCCGGGCGAGGAGGUCGAGUAUGUGGUAGGCGAGCUCAACGGGCGGACGCACGCGGUGGAGGUGACGGGUCCGGGUGGGGCUUUCGUCAAGGGGACGCCCAGACCGAAGGAGGAGGAGGUCUACUAA